AUGUCGCAGGCAGACGCCGCCCCGGCGUGUCGGAACUGUGUCAUCCACCCUCCGGACAAUAUCAACCAACAUACGUGGCUGGUCAACGAGACCCUCAAAGCUUGGAAGGAUGCUGGCCCAAAACAGAGCUUCAAACAGAUGGCGACCGACGUUGCGACUGCGUUUGAGGCGCAGUUCGACAUCAAUGUACGUGGCCUCGUCCUCAAGAAGGGAAGGUUGCGUUUGGAGAACGAUGAGGAGUACACGAAACGAGCUACCGGACGACUCAAGAGCAUUAAGAAGUGGAUAGAGAAUAACAAGCCUUGGUUCGACAAGCGGAAGUCCGGACCUCUCGACCUCCUCCCUAUCCCUCUUCCUCAGCCUGUCAAGCCUCAGGCAGCGCGGCAAAACGCGAAGAGUGCUCGCGGCCUCUUCAUUCACGACUACCCCCACUUCGGGACCCAAGCCAAAGCCGAGGCCAGGCAGGCGGGCCUGUCUUUCGGCGAGCAGACCACGACAUCUAACCUCGCCAUCACGCGUGCAAUUGAGCGCAUGAAGGCAGAGGAACCGGAUAAAUGGGCACACUACGAGGUACUCGCUGCUCAAUCGAAGGCAGAGGCUGAUGCAGCCAAUGCAGCAAUGGAUGCUGCAGCGCAGCUGGAGUCGGACGCGGACGACAGCGAUGAUGACGAUCUGAGCAAGGUCGAGACCCUGGACCAACGUCAAGCGCGUCUGCGAUAUACCGCGCGAGUGGCCGUAGACAAAUGGUCUGAGGAGACGGAGACAGAGAUCUUCAUGUAUAUCGGAUGGAUGGAUUCCGGUGGACGACCACGCAGAACUUUGGUGAGCGCGGGAAUUGCAGGCACAGAUCGGCUAGUCAACCAUCUGAAGAGCGUGGAGAAUGGGGUGCACGUCAACGCACUCGAUGAAUACGUCCUGGAGACCCGACGACCGACAAUGGACCCAGCGACUACAGACCUCGCCACCGCGCAACCCGCUGCUUCAGGGAGCACAGUCCCCCCAUUGAUCGAGCCUUCCGAGGCCCCGGCUGACGAUGUCCCACAUUCGCAAGCACUUGCGAGUGUACAGGAUCACGCGUCCGGCGUCGAAGCCGUCCCAGCCAUUGCCGCCCCCGAGGCGAAUAUCUCAGAGGCGUCUGAGCUUGACGCUGUCCCAGCUAGCGUCGCUCCCGAAGUGGCGAAUUCGACUGCAAGUACCCCCGCUGACGCCUCCGAGCUUGACGCUGUGCCGGCUAUCGCCGCUGCCGAUGUGGCGCACUCGAACGACGUGAAUCAUGUCGGCGCUGAGCGUGAUGUACAGGCACCUGCCCGCCUGCCCGAUGAAGUGGCCAACGUGCAGCCCGCCUCCGUUGCGCCUGCGACUGAACCCGACCCGUCGAACGAGGUGCAUCGUAUUUCCGCCGAGCUUGCGCAGGAGGAAUCAAUUCCCGACGCUAUACGCGAGCCCUCGCACCCAGAUGGCGUACGCCAGGGCGGUCACGAGGCGAAUGCAGAGGAUCGUACUCGCCAGUCGACUCUCAACAUGGACGAUCCCUCCAUCGCUCCGCAGUCGCCGCAGCACUCCAGUCUCGUCAACGCGCAGGGCCACAUGCCGGAAACCGCGGUCGAGACGAGCCGGAGUGAACGCAACGCUGCGGAUGCAGCGACCAAUGGCGAGGGCGCUGAAGAGAGCUCAGGCGUCAAUGAAGGCAGCCGUGAACCCGCUCAGGAUACACAAGCUGGUGCUGGUGACGCACACGAGGAGCCAGACGUCGGUGACGGAGACGCCUUGAGUAGCAUCAAUGCUCGGAAGAAGACCUCUGGCCGCAAUUCAAGCCGGAAGAAACCCGGCCGGGCCCGCAAGUCUGCGGCGCCAGAAGGAGCGACAACGGCAGGAACCAAGAGGAAGACACGCGAUACAGAGGAACCGCCACUCCCCGAGCCUUCGACGACGGGUUCCAGUCGUUCAAAGCGGGCAAGGACCGUGACGAACUAUGCUGACCUGAAUCGCAAAGCCCCGCCUCUCAUGUCAUCCCCCCUGCGCCGCAAUGAGGGUGCCUCGUCAAGGAUAGGCAGGAUGAACACUUUGUUCUCUCCUGGCACACCAUCCAAGACCAAGGACACGAACGAUCCCGUUCUUGCGCCGUUCAAGGAGUUCGUUCGCCAGCUAUGCCGCGAUGAAGACACACUGGAGUGUGACCAUCAUCCAGCGAAGCAGCUACAAUAUCUCACCGACGAUGAGAACUGUGCGCAGUGUGGUACCCCGAACAGGCCAAAGUUCCGCUACCUCAGUGGCCGUCUUGGCCCCGGCGAGCACAAGCUGAUCAAGCGCAUGCGUGACGUGCUUACCCGCCUGAAAGAGGUGGAUAAAGCUCUUGACAGAGCGCGGAACCGACCUGACCGUAUCGGGGAAGAGAAGCAUGCGGGGAAAGAAAACCUCACUGGCCAGAAAGCGGCACUGGACGGCGAACGGACACAGCUGGAGGAGGAAAGCCGGCUAUUCCGUCAGCAACGGGACGGACCCUCGCAGGCGGCAUCACCCACAUACAAUGCGCCACUCCGACAGCUGCCAAACAGUGUCGCCGCCUCAUCCUCCCGGACGCCAAACAACGUCGCCGCCUCAUCCUCUCGGACGCCGAACGGCGCCCUGGGGACAGCAGCGCGUGCAAAGCCAUACGACUCUGACAAGUCCGACGACUCUCAACAGUAUUGGAAUGAGUUGGGCCAUCGGUUGCCCAGCCUUCUGUCCAGUAUUCCACCUGAACGCGAUCCCCCUUCAGGGCACGAACUGCCAUCGUCGUCGCCUGCACCGUCGUCGUCACCGCUCCGACAAUCCUCUCUGGCCCCCCGACGGUUAGCGCAUUAUUCACGCGCUGCACGCGGCAACUUUCCCGUUCGUGGCGCUCGCGGCACACCCAGGGGCCACAGGAACCCCCCCGAGGUUAUCGACCUUACUUUGGAUGGAAAGGACGUCGACGCGCGUGGUACCAAGCGACGCCGGGCGCAGCUAGAUGACUCAGACGUGAUCGACCUGACCGAGGAUGCACCGGAGCAUCCUGGGGCGCCUUCCCAGGUCUCGCAAAGCGCACGGUCUGCUGCUGCGUCGUCGUGGUCGCGGGCGGCCACAGGCGGGCCGUCAGCGUCGAAUGCGAGUCCACGUGUGGACAAGCCCGUUAUUUUGACUGCGAGGGACCACACCGCGCGUGGUAUCAAGCGACGCCGAAUCCACCUAGACGACUCGGACGUGAUCGACCUGACCGAGGAUGCGACGGAGGAUCGUGGCGCGCCUUCCAAGGUCUCGCAAAGCGCGCGAUCUGCUGCUGUGUCGUCGUCCUCGGGUGUGGCUACAGGCGUGCCGUCAGCGUCGAGUGCAAGUUCUCAGGUGGACAAAUCCAUCGGCACGUCGUCGAAGCAUGACGCUUCCGAGGCGCCUGAGUCGUCAGACGUGUCGCGCGAGAACUCUCCCGAAAGCCAAGGCCAGGAGGAAUUCAUCCAUGUAUGGGGAUACACCGAGGUCGUCCAGGACGGGGUGCUACCUUCCGACGAGUACUUCAACAAAUACUCGCGAGACUCGUUCACUUGUAUCUUUACAGAGUGGGGGCUCGAACUCACUGACGCCAUCGCAGUGUGGUUGAGUCCCCGACAGCGGUGGUGGUUCACGCAUGUCGAGAGCCUCGUCAAUGUUCCGUUCUGUCUGCGGGGCGGGGACUACGUCGUGUGGGUCAAGUGGGGAGUGCGGGAUCUACUUGGGGUUGAUACCAUAUCAAACGAGGAUAUCGUAGACGGUCCACUGGAGUGGCCGGAUCUCGAGAGUGUCUGGGAUAAGCGGCACUCUUUGAUCCACAAAUACAACAUUGGCCGUCGUGCUUGGGAAGAAGAACGACGCCGACAAGGUAAAUGA
This is a messenger RNA of Fomitopsis serialis, 3879 nucleotides long. RefSeq lists its product as uncharacterized. The record is from RefSeq and is a predicted model, not a curated record. Bases 1 to 3879 code for a protein of 1292 amino acids. The transcript has 10 exons. Lineage: Eukaryota; Fungi; Basidiomycota; Agaricomycetes; Polyporales; Fomitopsidaceae.